Messenger RNA from Peromyscus maniculatus bairdii (prairie deer mouse), 618 nucleotides. Lineage: Eukaryota; Metazoa; Chordata; Mammalia; Rodentia; Cricetidae. The record is from RefSeq and is a predicted model, not a curated record.
GCCAUCAGCCAGGGCCCCACCAGACACACAGGGCAUUGUCCUUUGGUCAACAGCCCUGGGCACCUCAGGCCCUGGCUCCUGGCCUACCCCCACACCCCUCACCGCCUGCCACUGUACUAAGGCCCAGCCAGCUGGGGGCCCAAGGCUCCCAGCUGACAGUGAGCCCACCCACCCACACCCCCCCAGCAGCCCCCUGUGGAGAUAUAAUUGCCUCGGUCCACCCUGUUGCUGCUGCCAUUCUCUCAGGCAUCUGGGGUUCCCGGCGGGGUGGCAGCUGCAGGGCCUGCUGCCUGCCUUGGUGGGAUGGACUGGCCACACAGCCUGCUGCUCCUUCUUGCCAUCUCUAUCUUCCUGGGGCCAAGUCAGCCCCGGAACACCAAGGGCAAAAGGAAAGGGCAAGGAAGGCCUGGCCCCUUGGCCCCUGGGCCUCACCAGGUGCCACUGGACCUGGUAUCGCGAGGAAAGCCCUACGCUCGAAUGGAAGAGUAUGAGAGGAACCUUGGAGAGAUGGUGGCCCAGCUGAGGAACAGCUCCGAGCCAGCCAAGAGGAAAUGCGAGGUCAACCUGCAGCUGUGGCUGUCCAACAAGAGAAGCCUGUCUCCUUGGGGAUACAGGUAG